This is a messenger RNA of Erinaceus europaeus (western European hedgehog), 1815 nucleotides long. RefSeq names its product necdin, MAGE family member (gene NDN). Bases 190 to 1215 code for a protein of 341 amino acids. Gene Ontology annotation, cellular component: nucleus. NCBI's taxonomy places the organism in Eukaryota, Metazoa, Chordata, Mammalia, Eulipotyphla, Erinaceidae. Gene Ontology annotation, biological process: negative regulation of transcription by RNA polymerase II. The record is from RefSeq and is a predicted model, not a curated record. The transcript has a single exon.
CCCCGCGGCCUGGCGAGCGGCCAGGGACGCGCAUGCGCACUGUCCUCCUCCUCCGCUGCCCCGCCCCACCCGAUUGCUGCGGAAGGCGCCGCGCGGCAGCUCCGCGCACUUCCUCUCCGAGCGCCCUCGGAGGGAGCACGGCCGCGAGGAGCUCCUGCCCGCUGCACAGGCCCUGCCAGCCCCGUUGUCAUGUCCGAAGCAAGUAAGGCCGCCGCGUGCGCCCCCGACCCGGCGGGCGCGACCCCCCGCUCCGUCAUGCAUGCCAUGCCCGAGAUGCCCGGGGGGGACCCCCAGCCCCUCGCUGCCCAGGCCGCCUCCCUCCCGGGGCCAGACAUCCCCCCUCUAGGCCCCGGCCAUGCCCGCCCGCGCUCGCCGCCGCCUCCGGCCCCCGAGGACGAGGAGGACGACGACGACGCGGAGAUGGAGGAAGACGACGAGGACGACGACCCCAAGGCCCUGCUGCAGGCGGCCGAGGAGGGCCGCGCCCCCCCGGCCCCCGGAGCCGCCCAGGCCGGGCCCCCGCCGCCCGCCCCGGCGCAGCUGGUGCAGAAGGCGCACGAGCUCAUGUGGUACGUGCUGGUCAAGGACCAGCAGCGCAUGGUGCUCUGGUUCCCCGACAUGGUGAAGGAUGUGAUCGGCAGCUACAAGAAGUGGUGCCGCAGCAUCCUCCGGCGCACCAGCCUCAUCCUGGCCCGCGUCUUCGGGCUGCACCUGCGCCUAGCCAGCCUGCACACCAUGGAGUUCUCGCUGGUCAAGGCGCUGGAGCCCGAGGAGCUGGACCGGGUGGCGCUCGGUAACCGCAUGCCCAUGACCGGCCUGCUGCUCAUGAUCCUCAGCCUCAUCUACGUGAAGGGGCGCGGCGCCCGCGAGAGCGCCGUCUGGAACGUGCUGCGCAUCCUGGGGCUGCGGCCCUGGAAGAAGCACACCACCUUCGCCGACGUGCGCCGCCUCAUCACCGAGGAGUUCGUGCAGCAGAACUACCUCAAGUACCAGCGCGUCCCCUACGUCGAGCCUCCCGAGUAUGAGUUCUUCUGGGGCCCCCGCGCCAACCGCGAGAUCACCAAGCUGCAGAUCAUGGAGUUCCUGGCCAGGGUCUUUAAGAAAGACCCCCAGGCCUGGCCCUCCCGCUACAGAGAGGCUCUGGAGGAGGCCAGGGCUCUGCGGGAGGCCCAGCCCAGUGCCCACUGCCCCCGCAGCAGCGUCUCCGAGGACUAGUGAGGUCCAAUGGUUACUGCCCCCCACCCAGCCAAGGCGGUGGAAGGGGCCAAGGGGGUGGGACAUUAGCAUAUUCAGAAUGUCCAGUGCAGUAUUUCACGUGUAACUAUUCAGUUCCCCAGUAUACCGUGCUUUUUCUACCUUCCAAGGCCAUAGUGUCUUCAUUUCAGUACUCUUUGAAGUAGCUUGUAGGAUUGAUGCAUGUGCAUUUAUAAGUCAGCAAGAUUGGUGCUUUUGGCUUCUGUGCUCUGUACCUUUCCUGAAAUAUUUCUUUGUACCAGACACGUGCUAAAACUUAUGAUGUACAUUGAGAAAAGUUUCUUACUUGGGACAGAUGAUGUGUAAAGGGAUGGGGGUGAGGGAGGGGGCCAUGCCUGGAGAGUUUGCAAGGACUCACCAGCGAAAGCUGGUCCAUCCAAGAGGAAAAUCAACGCUCUUUCGACCCCUUGGCAGCAGAAAACAUCCCUGUGGACUGUGGUGAUAAGAACUGGUGAUGUGGACUAAACCUGUCUCAGUGUAGGCACUUGGCACACUUUAAACAUCAAAUAUAACCCCCACCCCUCGUUAAUUAAACAUUAAAGAUUCUUGUGAUACAAUCAA